UGUCAACAUAACAAGAAAGUACUGUUUCUAUUUCCAAAUCUGUAACUAAGUAGCCUAGUGAUUUCUAUUUUUAUGCUAUAAAUAAUGGAUAAUUUUCUAUUUUUCUGCUUGAUUUUCCGUGUUCAGAAUAUGUGACACAAGUGAGUGAAAGGUAAACGUUUCCUAGUUCUCAUGUGCACUAGUUAAAUUAGGUGAAUAAUGUAACAUAGCUGCACUGAGGUUAGAGAGCUUCGCUUAUAUUUUAGUUGUGUAAUUAGCAAGAUGCAGUAUUAAAACUAAUUAAAUAUUGUCAAAAAUCUAUAUUGUGCUGUGAUUUUGAAUAACUACGGCUGUCACGAUGAAAUGGAGAGGAAUCGCGUUGAAGAUAUCAAGAAGAAAUUCGAAGGAUUGAAUCAAACGCCGAUAAGGAAUGUGAAUGUUUUGGGACAGAGACACAACUCGGUUUCAAAACAAUUUGUUGAAGGGAAUCAGUUUGAAAAACUGUCUUCAAAUACAAAUAAAGGUAAUAUCAAACGAUCGCAUGCUUUCCGGUCUGAAAAGUUAUCAAGGCCGCCAACAUUUGAAUCUAAAGUUUUCAGCCCUAAAACUGUGUUCCCAACCCCAAAAAAGGAACUUGUGAGAAGUUUGCCUUCUUCAAGUUCAAAAACGCUAGACUCUAAAGAACCUGAUCGUUUGGGAUUUCUAGACCCGACCAAAGAAAAUGUAGGUUUAGAUAGUAAAACAUUACCAAAUAAAUCUCCAGAGUGUUCGUACAGUGUUGUUUUGAAGAAUAAUAAGUCUCCAUCAGACACUGUUAAAAAUAAAGUUGACGCCUCACCGCCAAAAGCAACUUAUUCUCCUGUCUUCAAGCCAUCAUCGAUAAGAAACAAACAACCAGGAAAUCGACCAAGUAUAGAGUUGAAAAAGGAAAAUUUAGAUACAUUUUUAGGGAUUGCCGACAAAAAUUCAAGGAAUCAAACAGAACAGAAAAAGUCGCCAAUCAAAAGGAAUAUUGUAAAAAAUAAUAUAGAGAGAAUUGAGUUGGAAGAUGAAAAUAAUAGAAUAAAUAAUAAUGUUACACCGAAAGUAAAUAAUUCCACAAACUCUCAGCUUCAGUCACUACUGAACGCUCCGUUACCCCCUGGGCCACCACCAAAGAAACCUCCUAGAACUUUCGCUCAUGAUCUAAGAAAGAAUUUCGACUCCAAAAAUGCCAUCGACCUUGCAAAUAGUCACUCAAAGCACAACCCGGAAGUUAAGCCUGUACGCUCCAAGACUGAAUCACAGAUUAUGUUGAAGAAGUUGGAAAACUAUCUUCUAGCACAAGAGAAGAAAGUUGUUGAGAAUAGUAGGGAGCAAAACGAGACGCCAUUGAAACCACCUAGGGACCACCUCAGGUCUCAAAAACUUCAAGACUGUAGAAAGACACCUAAUCUCAACAGGUGUUUGCCAUCAACGCCAGACAAUAACAAAUGUGCCAAACCAAGCGACACGCACAAUGAUCUUAAAUUUUGUUUUAAUAUUUUAAACUGUACAAAACCUCCCGUUUACGAUGGUUUAGUGACUAAACGGUCCAACUUUUUUAUUUCGCCGCCAAGUUCAGCCAGUAAACUGAUAGAAGUGAGAGCCAAACCUUACGGACAAUUGAACAGAAGAUCGGCCAGUGAAGAACAUGUGUAUGCCGAACCACUCCAGAACGAAAACAGAUCAGCUGAUUGUUCCAAAGACGAAUGUGCACGUUUAGCACGCAGACACGAAUCACUUCCUGAAAGUAGCACUCUAGAAGAAGCUAACAAAAGAAGUGAAUAUGGCCUUCACUACAUGAGCACACCUAUCGACUCAUCUCUUCUCGACUCUUCUGCCUCUAAAGCCGAAAUCAAGUUUCUAGCCUCGAAUGAAAGACUGAAUGAAGCCGUGAAUUUUCGGCUGAAUUUGUUGAAUAACUUCAGUACUGGUAACAAACUACCGCUCAGUACAUUCGGUAUGAGUGCUAAAAACGCCAAUUCCACGCCUGCAGAAUGCGAGGGCAUUGAUAAGAAGAGUAUUCAAUUCAUUUUGAACGAAGUUUACAAUAAUCAUCGAGGCAAGCAGGCAGCGGGAGAUGGCAGUGAUUCUGACUCAGUCGUUUCAACACCUGAGGAUCCCACGGCUCCUCAAACCACUGGAAAUUCCAAACAAAAAAAUGACAUGCUAUCGCACAAGGACCGUGAACAGUUGACGGCCGAACGCAAGGGCUACGUGCGACGCGUGUCGAGUCGCAUGACGUCGGUGCACCGGUCACACAACCAGUCACCCGACCAGUUUCCGCACCUGUUCGAGUGUCUCCUAUUGGUCGGUCUCGACCUCGACCCCGCCCGCUGCAAGGUGCCCUACAUCAAGAGUCGCUACCCCGAGAAUGCAAUAGCACCACGCAUAGAAGAACUGUGCUUCCCAGACGCCCAGGACUGGCCUCCCUCAGCCGGCAGUGGACAGAGCUACGCACAGGUGCUGACAGAUGCAGACGGCCGACGUCGAUACGGCUACUGUCGCCGUGUGCAGCCUGAAGGCGCCGCCGUAUGUCUGCCACUCGCCUACUGUGUCGUCACACCAUUCAAGGCCAACUCGCUCUACAACAAGGUACUAAUGGAACUGGAAUCGAAGCACGGACUUUCUGAGACAAAAAUGAAUCAGUUCAUUGAUCAACUUUACCAAAGUCCAUUUCCGGCUCCGGGCCACAGUCUGUACAUCAAUGAUGGAUCAAAUGGUGAAAGAAUAGAGAUAUUUCCCAGACCGUUGGAUAUUCGACAAGAGGAUAAUGAUCUAUCUGAACUGUUAGGCAAAAUCAAGAUAUCAGUCUUCCUGCAAAUAUUUGCUACCUUGUUACAUGAGAGGAAAGUGAUUCUGCUCAGUGAAUCGAUAAGCAAGCUAUCGGUGUGUAUAGAAGGCCUCCAAUCGGCACUGUUUCCAUUCCAUUGGCAGCACACACUUGUACCUAUCCUGCCUUCUGUUUUGAUGGACGUCUGCCAUGCGCCAACUCCCUACCUGAUAGGUAUUAUCAAACCAAAGCUGAUGGACUUACCGCUCAACAACAUUGAUCUGGAUCUGGUAGUAGACGUGGAUGACGGCACGAUAGUACACAGCGUGGGCGACGAGGCGAUUAUUUUGCCGUCGCGGUUGUCGCGCGCGCUUCGGUCGGCGCUGAAUCUGUCGCUUGCCGCCAGCAAGGAGACGUGCAACCUGCUCGCCUCGGAGGCUCUCAUUCGGCUCUUCGUCGAACUGCUGGGCCACUAUCGCGAGUACAUCACUGUGUCGCCGUUGCAUAAGAAACGCGAGUUCCAGAGAGAUUUGUUCGUGAAGAGUAUCUCUUCUCGCAGUAUCCAACUAUUUCUGGAGUGGUUCACUGAGACAGCCAUGUUCAACGCAUUCAUCCAGUCGAGGCUGGAGAGAACGCCGGAAUCCAGAGGCCUUUUUGAACAGCGUUGUUCUGAGUAUGCUGAAGAGAACGAUCAUGGACGCCUAGUGAAAAACUACAAAGCGCUUAAUAAAACCGUCAAAAAUCUUGGUGAUCGUUUCAAAGACUGGGCGACGCUAUCCUAAACUUCCCUUAUAAAAUACCUAGUUUAUUAAUUUAGAUAAAUGAAGAAAGUAACUUAGCGACUAAGUACUAAGAUACUGUACUAGUUCUAAAUUAUUGUUUUUUUAACAGUAUUUGACCACAUUCCAGCUGAAAAGCUAAGGUAUAUUAAUAAAAAUAGCAGUAAAGUGCUUCUGAAAUAUUUAAAUUAUCAUUUAUAAAAUUAAUUCCAAAUUCAAUUUGGGUCCAGCCAUCAGGAAACGAUUCUCAGCAUAGUGAAUUGCACAUUCAGCUAUAUAUUUGUUUAGGGUUUAACUUCAAAGUUCAAACCAAGUUUAACUUUUCAAGUCAAUUAUAACAAAGUAAUAUUGUGCUAUCUAGUCCGUACUAAUACUUUAUAUUAAUAGUGUUUAUAUACUUGGUUAACAAUGAUUAUCAUAAAUCAACAAUUGAUCAGUUCAGUGUGUUUUGGAACUAUAUAUGAUUAUAUUUUGUUACUAUAUAUAACCAAGAACCUUACACUUAGUAUGUUUUGUAGUAUUUAGAAUCUAAAGUACAGUAACAGUACUAAUCAUCAAGAUCUUUUUCCAAUUAAGAAUUGUUUGGUUUUGAAUGUCUUUAAGGAUAAUAAUGUAUAGGUAUGCUUAAGUUUAUACAGUUCCAUAUUGAAAAGUGACAUCUAGAUUGAGUUAUUAAUGAUUAAGGUAACAAUGAAAUAUUAUUGUAGCUCAGAUUCAUAACAAACCCAACCGGGAGAGUGUUUCAUCAUUUUGAUUUCUGAUUCUCAUAGGGAUUUGUCUCUCGUAUUCAAAAUUACAUUGAUUUUCGUUUAUUUUUAAUCCAAAAACUCAAGUUUUUUAAAAAUUGAGUUAAAAAUAUGAAUUAAAAUUGAAUGUUUAAAAAAUUGAAUUAUAUCUUUUGAAAAUAUGGGUGUUUACAAUCUGAAUAUUUUAUUCAGAUCCUCAUUUUGCGGUAACUUAACCCAUCUAUUUUUCAAUCUUGUCGUUUCAAUCAUGUAAAAGUUCAUAAUAAUUAUUUAUUUUAUUGAAGAGAACUCAAUAAUUGAGAUUAUUGAUGUUCAAUUAAGAAUUCUAAGAAUUCAGUUAUUGAUCAGUAAUCGCAGAUUGAUUUGAAUUGACUCUGCAAAGUAACUCUAUGGUUAACUAAAAAUGAAUUGACUGGAACUGUGAGGUUUCGCCUUUAGAUGAGUAAAAAUAGUGAUGAG
Molecule: messenger RNA, 4757 nt
Organism: Nilaparvata lugens (brown planthopper)
Lineage: Eukaryota; Metazoa; Arthropoda; Insecta; Hemiptera; Delphacidae
Product: DENN domain-containing protein 2A
Exons: 12
Coding region: 343-3555 (1070 amino acids)
Source: RefSeq, a predicted model, not a curated record